AUGCCAGAGGCAGACAUGGACAACCUGAAGAUGGUGUAUCCAACCAGCAGUAUCGGCGGCGUUUUGGUUCAGAAGAUCGACGGUUUCCAGGGCGGAGAAACGCCCUUUGUGAAGCUGUCGGAUUCCUGUCUACAUAUCGUGAUGGAGACAUUACCAGUCAACGUUCGAUCCGAACGCUGGCCUGCCGAUAUAGCCAAGCAGGGAUACAUUGGGCGGUAUGCUUACUCUUCAAAUUUCCCCCUUAAAGACCUUUUUAUUAAUACGACCAUAACCUUCCAGGUCUUCUCAGUCUCCCAGGACCAAAACGAAAUUUACUUGGCCUUCUCGACGGUUGAUCGCCACUACGGCAAAUACUUGGACAAUGGGGGCAGGACUGAACGCUUUCUCGAAGUUCACCACUCUGGUCCAUGGAAGAUAAAGAACGCGGAUCAUACUUGA
This is a messenger RNA of Rasamsonia emersonii CBS 393.64, 438 nucleotides long. RefSeq lists its product as uncharacterized. The record is from RefSeq and is a predicted model, not a curated record. Bases 1 to 438 code for a protein of 145 amino acids. Lineage: Eukaryota; Fungi; Ascomycota; Eurotiomycetes; Eurotiales; Trichocomaceae. The transcript is spliced from 2 exons.